This is a messenger RNA of Rhinolophus ferrumequinum (greater horseshoe bat), 5714 nucleotides long. RefSeq names its product TBC1 domain family member 32 (gene TBC1D32). The coding region runs from base 122 to 4021 and encodes 1299 amino acids. NCBI's taxonomy places the organism in Eukaryota, Metazoa, Chordata, Mammalia, Chiroptera, Rhinolophidae. Gene Ontology annotation, biological process: non-motile cilium assembly. The transcript has 34 exons. The record is from RefSeq and is a predicted model, not a curated record.
GUCAGGCCCACCCAUAAAGUUGUAUUUUGCGGUUACUUGCAGAGCACCUUGUGUUCUGUUGGUACUGAAGGCCAACAGGAGUAACAAAGGAGGGGCUUCGUGGACCCCUGCUUCCCCCAAGAUGGCCCGUUUCUCCGGAGAGGACCAGGAGAUGCUGCAGGCGAUGCUGAGGCAGUUGUUUCAGAGCGUGAAGGAGAAAAUCACGGGUGCUCCCUCCCUAGAAUGCGCCGAGGAGAUCCUCUUACAUCUGGAGGAAACUGAUGAAAAUUUCCACAACUAUGAAUUUGUGAAAUACCUUAGACAGCAUAUAUGCAACACUUUGGGGUCUAUGAUUGAAGAAGAAAUGGAAAAAUGGACAUCUGAUCAGAAUCAGGGUGAGAAAUCUGGCUAUGACACAGUUGUACGGCAUGUUACUAAAAGAACUCAGGAAUCUAAAGAAUACAAAGAAAUGAUGCAUUCCCUGAAGAACAUCAUGAUGGUAGUGGUGGAAUCAAUGAUGAACAAGUUUGAAGAAGAUGAGAUACGAAGUCAAGAGAGGCAGAAAAAUAUCCCAAAGGACAAAAGCAGUAGUUACUGCACCGACAAUUGCUCUGACAGUGAUUCUUCAUUCAAUCAGAGUUACAAAUUUUGUCAAGGAAAAUUACAAUUGAUUUUAGACCAGUUGGAUCAAGGGCAACCUAAAGAGGUGAGAUAUGAAGCCUUGCAAACACUAUGUUCAGCUCCACCAAGUGAUGUACUGAACUGUGAAAAUUGGACCACUCUCUGUGAAAAACUGACAGCAUCUCUUUCAGAUCCUGAUCCUGUGUUUAGUGACCGGAUUUUAAAAUUCUAUGCACAGACAUUUACACUUUCACCAUUACACAUGACCAAGGAAAUUUAUACAAGCUUAGCUAAAUAUUUGGAGUUAUGCUUUAUUUCUAGAGAAAGUCAUAUUCCUACUGUUUCAACUGGUAUAGAUCUAACUAAUCCUAAUGUGAUUCGCUUACUUAAAAAGGUUCGUCUUCUAAAUGAAUAUCAGAAAGAGGCUCCAUCUUUCUGGAUUCGCCACUCUGAGAAGUAUAUGGAAGAAAUUGUGGAGAGUACUUUGUCCUUAUUAUCAGUUAAACAUGAUCAAAGCCAUCUUGUCUCACAAAAGAUUUUGGAUCCAGUCUACUUUCUUGCAUUGGUUGAUACCAAGGCUGUGUGGUUCAAAAAGUGGAUGCAUGCAUAUUAUAGCAGAACUGUAGUGCUGAGACUUCUUGACAAGAAAUAUAAAUCUCUGAUAACUACAGCAGUUCAGCAGUGUGUUCAAUACUUUGAGUUAUGUGAGACCAUGAAAACUGAUAAGAUUUUGGGACAUUCAAAGCAUUGUGGAAACAAACAGAAAACUUUCUACUAUUCAGGGCGAGAAUUACAAUAUAUUUAUUUCAUCCAUUCACUGUGCCUUUUGGGAAGAUUAUUGAUCUAUACACAAGGCAGAAAGCUAUUUCCCAUAAAGCUGAAGAAUAAAAAAGAUUCAGUUUCCCUCACGGAUCUUCUGGUUCUGUUUAUCCAACUUAUCUAUUACUCACCAAGUUGUCCAAAGAUAACAUCAGCUGCACAUUUAGAGAAUUAUUCUCCUGCAAGUAUGGUGACUGAAGUUCUAUGGAUACUCUGUGAUCAGAAAGAAUGUGCAAUCGGAUGCUUAUAUAACAACAUUGUAGUUGAGGCACUUCUUCAGCCUGUUCAUGAUUUAAUGAAAGGCACUAAGCCUGCUUCAAAUUGCUCUGAAACAGCUUUAAUUCAUAUAGCUGAUAUUUUGGCAAGAAUUGCAUCCACAGAAGAAGGACUUACCUUACUUCUUUAUGGAGAAAAUAUGAACUCUUCUGAAGAAAAAAGUUCCACAGGUGCUCAUAUAAUUGCUCAGUUUUCAAAAAAACUUCUUGAUGAAGAUAUUUCUAUUUUUUCUGGAUUGGAAAUGUUGCCUGUGGUUACAGGAGCUUUUAUUUCUGCAUGUCGCCAAAUAUAUGGUACAUGUGAAGGCUUGCAGUUGUUAAUUCCUUAUAGUUUGCAUGAAUCUAUAGCAAAGGCAUGGAAGAAGACAAGUUUGCUAUCAGAAAGAAUUCCUACUCCAGUAGAGGGUUCGGAUUCUUUGUCUUCAGUAAGCCAGGAAUCCCAAAACAUUAUGGCUUGGGAAGAGAAUUUGUUAGAUGAUUUACUAAAUUUUGCUGCCACCCCCAAAGGACUACUACUUCUUCAAAGAACAGGUGCCAUCAACGAAUGUGUGACAUUUAUGUUCAACCGAUACGCAAAAAAAUUGCAGAUCAGCAGGCAUAAGAAGUUUGCUUAUGACGUUUUGGUUACACAAGUGGCAUCAACAGCAGCAGGUGCAAGAGCGCUGCAAAGUUCAGGGUUUAUUAAUGCGCUUAUAACUGAAUUAUGGGCCAAUCUGGAAUGUGGAAGAGAUGAUGUUAGAGUAACCCAUCCCAGAUCUACUCCAGUGGAUCCUAUAGACCGAAGCUGUCAAAAGUCUUUUCUAGCACUGGUGAACUUGUUAUCUUAUCCUGCUGUUUAUGAGCUGGUAGGCAAUCAAGAUCUUCCUAAUAAAGCAGAAUAUUCUCUUCGUGAAGUCCCAGCGUGUGUUAUUAAUAUUAUUGAUAGACUUGUAAUUUUGAAUUCUGAAGCUAAGAUUCGUUCUUUAUUCAACUAUGAACAAUCACACAUCUUUGGUCUAAGGUUAUUAAGUAUGGUAUGCUGUGAUCUAGACACUCUUCUUCUGUUAGAGGCUCAGUAUCAAGUAUCUGAAAUAUUAUUAAAUUCUCAAGAAGAAAAUAUCUUAGAGACCUCAGAGAGCCACAGGGAUUUUAUAAUUGAUGGCUUAUCGGUAGAGAGAAACCAUGUUCUUGUUAGAAUAAAUCUUAUUGGUGGGCCAAUGGAACGGAUUUUGCCUCCCAGGACACUGGAAAAGGGUAAUGAUCCAUAUCCUUGGCCAAUGUUUUCAUCAUAUCCUUUACCAAACUGCUAUCUGUCAGAAGUUCCAAGAAAUACUGAUCUAAAACAAGACAAUGAUCUUGGGAAACUUUUAUUACUCUUCAAGAUGUCUGAUAAACAAACUGAGUGGAUAGAAAACUGCCGAAGCCAAUUUUGCAAAAUGAUGAAGGCCAAACCUGCUGUAAUCAGUGGAGAUGCUUUAGCAGAGUUACUUGAAAAAUUUGUGCUUCAUCUCUCUGGAAGCCCAUCAGAAUGCUACUUCCCCUCAGUGGAAUAUACAGCUGCUGAUGCAAAUGUGAAGAAUGAAAAUCUUUCAUCUGUGCAGCAACUUGGCAUUAAAAUGACUGUCAGGUAUGGCAAGUUCCUCAACCUGUUAAAAGAUGGUGCAGAAAACGAUCUUAGCUGGGUUUUAAAGCACUGUGAGAGAUUCCUGAAACAGCAGCAAUCUCCCGUAAAAUCUUCUCUUCUCUGCCUGCAGGGGAGUUAUGCUGGCCAUGACUGGUUUGUAUCUUCUUUGUUCAUGAUAAUGUUGGGGAACAAAGAGAAAACAUUCCAAUUUCUUCAGCAGUUCUCCAGGCUUCUGACCUCUGCUUUCCUUUGGUUGCCAAGGCUACAUAUUUCUCAGUACCUACAUGUUGACACUAUAGAAACCGGCAUCCAUCCAGUAUAUUUUUGCAGCACUCACUAUAUUGAAAUGCUACUGAAAGCAGAGGUGCCACUUGUGUUUUCAGCUUUUCAUAUGUCUGGUUUUGCACCAUCACAGAUUUGCGUUCAAUGGAUAACUCAGUGUUUUUGGAAUUACUUAGAUUGGAUAGAAAUCUGCCAUUAUAUUGCUACUUGUGUUUUCCUUGGUGCUGACUACCAAGUGUAUAUCUGUAUAGCUAUAUUCAAACAUCUACAACAAGACAUUCUGCAGCACACUCAGACUCAAGAUCUGCAGGUUUUCCUAAAAGAGGAAGCACUGCAUGGGUUUCGAGUGAGUGAUUACUUUGAAUACAUGGAAAUUUUGGAACAAAACUACCGACCGGUGUUGCUGAGAGACAUGCAGAAUAUUAGAGUGCAAAGCACAUAGCUCGUCAAAUGCACAGUCUAGUUUUAUAUGUUUUAUUUAUUUUUAAAAGAAGCAAAGAGACUUGAUUGCUUCUAAUCUGUGUCUAUAACAACAUAUACUUUGUGAAUACACAUACUGUAAAUCAAUACUGAUGGUUUUUGAAUAUAAUAAUUUAAGUAGGUUUUAGCUCAAUUUUUGAAAUGAGAUGAAUUCAUUUUUAUAAAUUUGUUGUGUAUGGUUGCUUUAAAAUCAGAUCUAGCUCACUUAUGGUUCUUUGUAUGUAAGAACUAGUUCCAACCUAUAUCUCUUCCUUCACCGCAUGAUUAAAAUAUUUUUUCCAAAGACUUUGGAAAGAAGCAGCAAUAUUGUAAAUAAUUGACUAGCAAAAAGAGUCCAAAGAGACAAAGAAAAGACAGUUGUUUUAUUUAUUUUUUUAUGUCUGCACAUAUAAGAAAAAGAGAAAACCACAACUGCUUAUUCUACAUGUGGAGAAACAAAUGGUAUUUAUCAUGGCAAGUUGUAGGAAAAUUAUUGUCCUCAGAUAUAAUUGUUUUUCUAGGAACUGCUUUUGGUACCUAUAUCAAUUUAUAAUUUUUCACGUGAAAUGUGGUCUCUACAUGGUUCAUUUAAAAGAUAGAUUGGUUCUUUCAUACUGGUAAGCAUUUGACUCUCAUUUGUCAUGCAUUUUCCUUGGUGAUAGAUUUGAUUUGUACCGAACUAGAAAACAUUAAGGAAAAUAGAUUUCCAAAUUAUUUUAAAUGACUAACACUGUUUUAUUUGAAUAGAAGUCUCUGCUUCGAUGAGGUUAAUAUAUGUGAGGGUCUAUUUUCUUAUAACUGUCAACAUUUAAUAUAUGAAAGUAAUACACAAAAAUAUUAAAUUGUUAAUUUUUCAGUCAUCAAUUUCAACAAGUUUUUAAAUCAACCAUUAAAACUAUUUUGAAGCUUUUUUUUUUUUUCCUUUUCAACCCAAAAUGGCUCAUCCAUAAACUCAUUUUUCCUUUUAGUAUGAUAAAACAACUGGUCCCGCACAGGUUUCAAUUUUGUGAUAUUUAGGCUAUUGUAAUAUCAACCUUCCAAAAUCAGGUUUUAUGUUGUAAAUGCCAACAAUAGCUUCUCAGUAAUGGUGUUCCUAAAGGGCAUUGGAAAAGUUGAGAAAAGAAAAUUGAGCGAGUUAAUUUGACAUAUUGCUCACUUUACCUCUGGCUGAUGCAAGUUAAGAAAGAGAGUCCUACGUGACCCCAAAACACCAAGCUUUGUCUACUUUCAAACUUAAUUUUGAAAAGCUGUUCUGCAGAACCUGUAAUACAUGUUUAUGGAUCCAUUUCCUCUCAUUUUCUUCCCGAGUUAUUGUUAUUGAUCCUAAGAAACUUACAGUUUUAUGUCUUUUUAAAAACUCUUACAUGGUAGCUGCAAAUACGAAUGGAGAAGAAACUGUAACUUAAUUUUGUAAUAUUCAUUGGUGAUUUUGAUUGGAAACUGAAGGAAGAUUUAGGUAAUAACAAUUACAUUUUGGAAAAGUGACUUCAGCUGGAUCUAGAAGGCUUUUGUUUACAUUUGAUAAAUAUCUUAUGAACAAUGACAUGAUCAGUAACAUGAACAAUUAGCAAUCUAGUGAUACAAAAUGUAGCAUAUGGUAGUUUGUGUAACUAACAUUGUGAAUUAUUUUUGCACCUAUUUUUAUUUUACGAAUACUCUUUAGAAAUAAAACAGCU